UCUUGCUGUUGUAGUUUCUUAUCACUCAUCAGCAAGAUCUUGAGCAAAUACAGAGAGAGGAUUGUUCUCUGGACAAAAUGAGAAUACAGGUCAUCUUUGGAAUCCUGUGGAUUUUCACACAAUCUGCCAUGGCUUUGCUGUUUCAGGAUCCUGUUGUCUGUAGAUUUACUGCGAGGAAUCAAUGUGAUGUGGCUCUGGGACAACGACUGCACCUGCAAAUGCCCCUGGAGGAUGAGUUUGACCUAAACUUCAGGGAUGAGACAUCGAGCACUCAUCAAAUUUUAAGAUAUAGAACAACUCAGAUGAACCCACUUCUCCCAGGAUGGCAGUUUGUUAAUGAAACUAAAGCUAUGAUACUCAGCAGUGUAGAGAGGAGCAACUCUGGAACAUACAAUUUACUCAUCAUUGAUGCAGACGGGAAUAUUAAAGGAAAAUAUAAUCUCCAGCUGAUCACUGAAGCUGAAGUGUCCUCAGUAAAAGUGUCCUACAGCUGCAUUUCACCUGGAGUCAUGAAAAUAGAUUGUUCUGCUGAUGGAGACAACCUCCGCUUCAGCUGGACUUCUGAUUCAAACACACUCUUUCAAGUGGAGAAUGGGAAGAGCGCUCUCAUACUGGAUCAAGAUUAUAAUGGAAAUGCCACCUGCCUUGUAGAAAAUAACGUCAGCCGUGAAACUGAAACCACUGAACUCCACCCAUGUACUGGUUUGCUGUUUCAGGAUCCUGUUGUCUGUAGAUUUACUCAGAGGAAUCAGUGUUAUGUGGCUCUGGGGCAACAACUGCACCUGAAAAUGCCCCUGGAGGAAACGCUUUACCUUCAGUUCAACAGUGAGACAUCUGGUGCUCGUCGAAUUUUAAGAUAUAGAAAAGCUGAUCGUAACCCACCAAAACCACUUCCAAGAUGGCAGUUUGUUAAGGAUAAUAAAGCUAUGAUACUCAGCAGUGCAGAGAGGAGCGACUCUGGAAAAUACACUUUAUCCACCUUUGAUGCAAAAGGGACUACUAGAGGCGAAUAUAAUCUCCAGGUGAUCAUUGAAGCUGAAGUGUCCUCAGUAAAAGUGUCCUACAGCUGCAUUUCACCUGGAGUCACGAAAGUGGAUUGUUCUGCUGAUGGAGACAACCUCCGCUUCAGCUGGACUUACACACUCAGUGAAUUGGAGAACAGGAAGCACACUCUCAUACUGGAUCAAAAUUAUCAUGGAAAUGUCACCUGCCUUGUAGAAAAUAACGUCAGCCGUGAAACUCUUACCACUGAACUCUACCCAUGUACUGGUUUCAUGGUGUUUGUGUCUGUGUGGCUCUUUGAAGUCAUCAUCCUGCUGUCGCUGUUCGUGGGAGCGUUUUAUAUUUACACCAGAAUCUACAGGAAGCAGAGAAUAACUGAGAAUCAGGAUCAGGAAGCUCUGUAAACCUGGAUCAGGAACAGAAGAAUCAGUCCAUGGUUGCUCUCCUCCAUCCAGCAACUCAUCCACACUGAACCUCCAGAAAAAGAUAACCAUCAGUAACAGAUGGGUAACAGGGAAACAAAUUUAAUUCCUCAGUCCACAUCGACUUUUCAAAAACUAAACCAGCCUCAUGAUUCCUGCAGAUUUCUUCAUAAACCAAGUGUUAAUUUUUCAAGGUGUUUCUGUUCAGCUUUUUGUUGUUAUUUUUAUUUCAUAUCCAUUGAUUUGUUGCAAGAUCAUUCCGUUAGACGAAGUAACUGAGUGAUAUUCCACCCAAACACGCUCGUCUCUUACCCAAAGCAAAACUUCACUGACUGUGAAACAAAUCUUUUCUUCACUUCGCUAUUUGAAUGAAAAGAGUAUCACCAUCUCAAACAUUCAUUUGUUUUCAUGAAUGUUUACAUUUGGUGAGAAUAUAUUGAUAUAUAUUCUUCAAAUAAUCAGAACUAUCGAGCAAUAGUACAUCACAUCCUAGAAUUGUGCUGAAUAUGGAUCGAUUUCUUUCAAAGUUUUGUUUUUGUCUUAUUUUCUGAACCUGUCUGCCAUCAGCAUGAUCAUUCAAAAUUAAUGAGGUUUUUGAAAUGCAUUUCUUUCUUUUUUUUUUGGUCAGUACUGUUUACUUGAUGAAGAGGAAGUUUCUUUUUGCAAUUUUCAGUGUUGAACUUGAGACACAGUUGUGGCUUCCUUGACAGCUCCCACACUCGGCAGUUCACACACUUUGUUUGUGAAACUGCCUGAAGAAUUGAUGCCUAAGCAAAAACUUUUCUUUUCUGCUGUUAAAAUCAGAGUCAGCCAAGUCAAAGUUUUUGAUUUUUUAAGCUAUAAAUACGUGCAUAUGGAUGUAUGAUAUUUCACAUGGCCUUGGUUGUACUGCCAAUUUCAAUCUUGUAGCUUUGUGUAAUAUUCUAAUAAU
Messenger RNA from Neoarius graeffei (lesser salmon catfish), 2355 nucleotides. RefSeq lists its product as uncharacterized. NCBI's taxonomy places the organism in Eukaryota, Metazoa, Chordata, Actinopteri, Siluriformes, Ariidae. The record is from RefSeq and is a predicted model, not a curated record. The transcript is spliced from 7 exons. Bases 78 to 1406 code for a protein of 442 amino acids.